CGCUGAUUGGCCGCCGCCUUCCCGCUUCCUUCUCCCCGCCUGAGAACCCGCCAUUUUGAAAACCUUGUUGAUUCCGGGGGAGAGGGAGGGACGGAAGGAGGGCGAGAGAGAGUGACCGACCGACCGACUGACUGUCCGACCGACCGCCGCGGGACGUGUGUGUGUGUGUCGCUGUGUGCCGGGGCGCAAGGCUCUGCCCCUUCCCUGUGCCCUCCCCCCCCCUCUCCGGUAAUUGUCGUCUCCAGCUCCCGUUGCCGCUUCAGCCGCGCCCGAGGAAGGAGCCAGAAGCCGGGGCUCGAGCCGAGAACCAUUCACCAUGUCUUCCACGGUUUCAUCAAAAGAAGAUACAAUGUCUUCUGAAAAAGCAGAUGAGAAAGAACCUGAAACUGAAAACAAAGCAGAGGAAAGUGAUGAAGAUGAAGAAGAGGAAGAGGAGGAGGAGGAAGAAGAAAAGGAGAAGAGUCUCAUUGUUGAAGGAAAAAGGGAGAAAAAGAAGGUAGACCGAUUGACCAUGCAAGUGUCCUCAUUACAGAAGGAACCUUUUACAAUUACACCAGGAAAAGGACAAAAACUCUGUGAAAUUGAAAGGAUACAAUUCUUUCUGAGUAAAAAGAAGACAGAUGAACUUAGGAACCUGCACAAACUCCUCUACAACAGGCCAGGCACUGUUGCUUCCCUGAAGAAGAAUGUGGGUCAGUUCAGCGGGUUUCCAUUUGAAAAAGGAAGUGAUCAAUACAAAAAGAAGGAAGAAAUGUUAAAAAAAUUUAGAAAUGCUAUGUUGAAAAGUAUCUGUGAAGUUCUUGACUUGGAAAGAUCAGGAGUUAAUAGUGAGCUGGUAACCAGAAUCUUAAACUUCUUAAUGAAUCCAAAAUCUUCAGGCAAGCCAUUACCAAAGUCAAAAAAAACACCAAGCAAAGGUGGCAAAAAAGAACGCAGCAGCACUGGAACAACAAGAAAAGCCAAACGCACCAAGUGCCCAGAGAUCUUGUCAGAUGAAUCCAGUAGUGAAGAAGACGAAAAGAAGGAAAAGGAUGACUCUUCAGAAGAGAAAGAAAGUGAAGAUGAGCCCCCUAGAAAGGCAUCUAAAAGAGAAAAAUCUAAAAAGAUUACUUCCAAACCGAAGAAAGCUGUGAAAGGUGCAAAUGUCAAGAAGGCAGAUAGCAGCACUACUAAAAAAAAUCAGAACAGUUCUAGAAAAGAAAGUGAGUCUGAUGAUAGUUCAGAUGAUGAACCUUUAAUUAAAAAGCUGAAGAAACCACCCACAGAUGAAGAACUUAAGGAAACUGUCAAAAAAUUGUUGGCAAAUGCAAACUUGGAGGAGGUCACAAUGAAACAAAUUUGCAAGGAGGUGUAUGAAAACUACCCUAGUUAUGACUUAUCUGACAGGAAAGACUUCAUUAAAGAAACAGUCAAAGAGUUGAUUUCAUGAUCUGUUUAAACUGUGGGAAAUGAAGAUUCCUGGUUCUGUGCUUCCAUGGAUUUUUGAAAAUCUGAUAGGCACCAGCAAAAGGAAUGUGUCUUACCCUUGUGGUAUUUAGUAAGAGCUGAUUCUGCUGAUCUAAUGUUAAGAGUGUUGAUGUAAAUUGCUUUGUGUAUCUCUGGUUUGGUUGUUGUUUUUUGUUUUUUUUUAUAAAAAACAAAUCAACAAAACUGCAUUUGAUGCAAUUUUUAGUUGAAUAUACUUAAGUUUUGUGCAUGGCAAUAACUGAUCCCUUUUUUAUAGUUUUUGUACAUUUUGAAUUGCUUUGUAUUACCAAAUUCAUUAGUACCACUGAAGCUUUUUAGUGUGGAUUAUUAGCUUGCAGGAGAUUUUAAAACAAGUAAGAUGAAAGCUGCUUAUCUGUAUGUAUACAUGCUGAGACUGGAAUAUUGCAGUAUUGGUUAUAAAGGUAUUUUUUUAAUACAUACCCAUUCUGAAAAUAACAAGAAUUAGUCACAUGUUAAUGGCUUUUAUAUUCUAUUACAUUCUACAGAUGAAGAAAUAUUCUAAAUCUAGAUGACUGUCUUGCAUGUGUAGGCAGAGGGACCUUUCAAAGCAUGGUAACUAAUUGGCAUAUAGAUGUUAUUUUUGUACUUUUAAGAGGCUUACUGUUGUGUAAAUACAGUUGUUUCAGAUUUCUUUUGUGCAGAUCAGUUUUUUAAUCCUGUUACUUUAGGAUUUAUGACAUGAAAUGCCAGUGUUCAGCAGUGAGGCUGUGAGGAAAAGUGAUAUGCAAAAAUUUCAUGAAACUACAAAGGGGCUAAGGUUUUACAGUGUUGGCCCCAUCUUUCCUUGUACAGAAACUGUAGUUUUAUACUGAAGCUUUUCAGCAUUCAACUUUGUACAAAAGACUACAAAUACAUUUGUUUCAAUAGCUAGUAAAAAAAAAAACCUUCAAAUUAUAUAGGAAAACUUCAAAAGUUCACUUUGCAAAAAACCUUUUAGUUUAGUGUCUUGAAUGGAUGGCCUAUCAUCUUGGAAGUGGGUAUCCAAGAUGCACAGUUGGGAAGCUUGAUAGCUUUGGAAUUCCAGAGUGGGACUUGUGAAUCAGGCAGCACUGACAGGUGUGGGUAAGGUCUCCUGUAUGGAAAAGCUCUCCUGAACAAGAGCCCUGGUGCCUCAGCAUGGACAAUGGUACUUUAAAGCCUGCAGUCUUGAACUUUGGCCCACAGCUUUUCAGAUCAAAGUGAACUCUUUGCAUAAAGUGGUUAUUAAGGUUUCUGUUCUCCACGUACCUUGUUGGUAAUAUGGGAAGUUCUACACUUAGAAAUCAUGCAACUAAUCAUUGUCAAAGUGUGGGCUGCCAUUAAUGCCAUAAGCACAGAAUCCCUCUGACUGUAGUAUUGCUGGAAAGACAAAGUGUAUUUUUUUGAAUUUUAUUAUUGUACAGUUGAGAAAUAAGGGUUCUUAAAUGAUCUAAAUUCUGAAAACGUUCAGCCAGUUAGUCUUAAUCUUCACACACUUUGAAAUUUAUUUGCGUGUAAUCAUUUAUAAUAAGGCUGAAUGUAAUGGGGGGGUUUUGUAUUCAAUAAAUGUCUUUCACAAAA
This is a messenger RNA of Calypte anna (Anna's hummingbird), 3027 nucleotides long. It is a transcript of the gene DEK, whose product is annotated as DEK proto-oncogene. Gene Ontology annotation, cellular component: nucleus. Gene Ontology annotation, molecular function: histone binding; DNA binding. The transcript is spliced from 11 exons. Gene Ontology annotation, biological process: chromatin organization; regulation of double-strand break repair. NCBI's taxonomy places the organism in Eukaryota, Metazoa, Chordata, Aves, Apodiformes, Trochilidae. The record is from RefSeq and is a predicted model, not a curated record. Bases 317 to 1429 code for a protein of 370 amino acids.